Messenger RNA from Arctia plantaginis, 564 nucleotides. The record is from the annotation of a GenBank genome assembly. NCBI's taxonomy places the organism in Eukaryota, Metazoa, Arthropoda, Insecta, Lepidoptera, Erebidae.
AUGAUCCGAGUGAUAUUAGUGUUGUUAAUAGGAUGGACGGGUGCACGCUGCGAAGUGGACGUGGACGAGUGCGCGACGGGCGCGGUGUCGUGUCUGCCGGGCGACUGCCUCAACUUGAACGGCUCGUACACGUGCUUGUGCGCCGAAGGCUAUUGCGGCAAUGCGUGCUCGCUGAAGGACCCGUGCUUCGCGGAGGAGGGCGAAGGACUCAACCGCACGGGCCCGUGUCUGCACGGCGCCAAAUGUGAACAGCGUUGCGCGGCCACUACUGACUACAUCUGCUACUGCGUGGACGGCUGGGGAGGCAAGAACUGCUCGCAACAGGUGGUGGCGCAGGGCGCGUCGGGCUCUGGCGACAGCUCGUCGGCCGUGCUCAUCGGCGUGGGCGCGGCGCUGGUGGGGCUGGCGCUGGGCGCGGCGGCGCUGGGCGGGCUGGGCGCGCAGGCCCGCCGCAAGCGAGCCACGCGCGGCACCUACUCGCCCUCGGGACAGGAGUACUGCAACCCGCGCGCCGAGAAGAUGCAGCACGCGCUCAAGCCGCCGCCCGAGGAGCGCCUCAUAUAG